This is a messenger RNA of Coccomyxa subellipsoidea C-169, 1422 nucleotides long. RefSeq names its product glycoside hydrolase. Gene Ontology annotation, biological process: polysaccharide catabolic process. The transcript has 7 exons. The record is from RefSeq and is a predicted model, not a curated record. NCBI's taxonomy places the organism in Eukaryota, Viridiplantae, Chlorophyta, Trebouxiophyceae, Coccomyxaceae. Bases 1 to 1422 code for a protein of 473 amino acids. Gene Ontology annotation, molecular function: beta-amylase activity.
AUGCCAUCGACCAGCCUUCCUGUCUAUGUGAUGCUGCCGUUGGACACCAUCUGGCUGCUGGAGAGGGAUGGGAAGUCGAUCCCGGUGAUCAAGCGGGAGAAGGCGCUAGAGGUUGGGCUGCAGACACUGCGGCAGGCGGGUGUAGAGGGGGUCAUGGUGGAUGUCUGGUGGGGCAUUGUGGAGAACGCAGGCCCCGGCAAAUAUGACUUCUCUGCAUACAAGCGUCUGUUCCACAAGGUGGCGGAGAGCGGGCUGAAGGUGCAGGCGGUGAUGUCAUUCCACGCGGCAGGGGGGAACGUGGGGGACACCUGCAAGAUCUCGCUGCCUAAAUGGGUGCAGGCAGUGGGCGCAGAGAAUCCGGACAUUUACUACACGGACCGCUCUGGCACGCGCAACCGCGAGUGCCUCAGUCUCGGCUGCGACAGCGAGCCCCUGUUCCACGGCCGCACCCCCGUGGAGCUCUACAAGGGCUUCAUCGAGGCCUUUGCGGACAACUUUGACUACCUUUUUGGGGAUGUCAUCACGGAGAUCACAGUGGGAUUGGGGCCGGCGGGGGAGCUGAGGUAUCCGUCAUACCCGGAGGGCGACGGCCGCUGGCGCUUCCCGGGCGUCGGAGAGUUCCAGUGCUUUGACCGCUACAUGAUGGCCUCCCUGCGCCGCGCAGCCGAGGCCGUAGGCCACCCCGAGUGGGGCUACGACGGCCCGCACGACUGCGGCAACUACAACAGUGCGGCGUGGGAGACGGGCUUCUUUGUGAGCCAGGGCGGCAGCUGGGACACGGAGUAUGGCCACUUCUUCCUGGGCUGGUACUCCUCGCUGUUGCUGCAGCAUGCCGACCGUGUGCUCAAGGCCGCCGCCGCCUCCCUCAACAAGCGCGGCCGGCCCCGCAAAGCGCGCGCCGCCCGCGAGCACACCGACGGCCACGUCGUCUACGAAUUCGACGCCGCCUGUCAUCUGGGUGUCAAGCUGGCCGGCGUGCACUGGUGGUUCAAGUCGCGCGCGCAUGCCGCGGAGCUGACAGCAGGGUACUACAACACGCGCGAGCGCGACGGCUACGCAGAACUGAUGGCCAUGCUGCGGCGCAACAAUGCGCGGCUGUCCUUCACCUGCGUGGAAAUGCGCGACUGCGAGCACCCACCAGAGGGCCGCUGCUCCCCGCAGGGGCUGCUGCAGCAGGUGAUCGAGGCGGCCGCAGCGGCGGGCGUGCCCCUGAGCGGCGAGAACGCGCUGCAGCGCUACGACCACUACGCGUUCGACCGCAUCGCAGAGAGCGCCUUUGGCCUGAACGCGCGCGCCGGCCGCCUGGAGCAGCUCACCUUCCUGCGCAUGGGCGACCUCAUGUUUGACAACUGGGACGCCUUCUCCAGCUUCCUCCACCGCCUGCGCUCGCCCCCCUCCACCCCCAACUGGACCGGUUACUAA